AUGUAUCAUCAACCCGUGCUGAAGAACAGACGCACUCUUUUGGAACGUGCUGAAAAGUUCAUUUCUGAUGUAUAUUUCACUGACUGCAAUCUCAGAGGAAAACUGUACGGAGAUACGUGUCCGUUGGAGUCUAUCUCAGUGUUUCAGUCCUCAAAACGUAUUCCAUUUGCAGAGGCUGUUCAGCAAAAUUUCCAGCCAUGUAAAGUUGGUGAUAGUUUUGGACCAACGUGGUGGACAUGUUGGUUUAAAGUGACUUUAGAGAUACCUAGAGGCUGGAAAGGAAAAGAGGUUCACCUUCGAUGGGAGAGUGAUGGAGAAGGAAUGGUAUGGAGAGAUCAGCAACCUGUUCAGGGAUUAACAAAAGAAGGUGAGAAGACCAGUUACAUUCUGACUGAGAGCCUCAGAGAGGAUGAGCCUCACAGUAUCACCCUCUACGUGGAGCUGGCGUGUAAUGGGCUGUUUGGGGCGGGGCAGGGCUCCAUGAUCGCUGCUCCAGACCCAAACAGAAAAUACACUCUUCAGAAAGCGGAUCUUGUUGUGUUUAAUCGUGAUGUCAGGGAACUUCUGACUGACUUUGAGAUGCUGGUGGAUAUUGUCAAGUUGCUGGGUGAAGGAGAGCAGCGUGGUUACCAGGCGUUGUUCACAGUCAAUGAAAUGGUGAAUGUGUGUGACCCAGCCAAUCCCAGCUCAUACCCCACAGCACACGACUUGGCCCAGAGGUUCUUCAGCCAGAGGAAUGGAGAGAGCCAGCACGUCGUUCAUGCCAUGGGCCACUGUCACAUUGACUCAGCCUGGCUCUGGCCUUACGAAGAGACCAUCAGAAAGUGUGCCCGUAGCUGGGUCACUGUGAUUCGUCUGAUGGAGAAAAAUCCAGAGUUUGUCUUCACCUGUUCUCAGGCUCAGCAGUUUCACUGGGUGAAGAGCUGGUACCCAGGCCUGUACUCGCAGAUCCAACACUAUGUUCAGAAAGGACGGUUUAUCCCAGUUGGAGGCACAUGGGUGGAGAUGGACGGGAACUUGCCAUCUGGGGAGUCCAUGGUCAGACAGUUUCUAGAGGGACAGACUUUCUUCAAAGAAGAGUUUGGAAAUUACUGCAAAGAGUUCUGGUUGCCAGAUACCUUUGGAUACUCAGCUCAGCUCCCUCAGAUUAUGCGAGGAUCUGGCAUCUCCAACUUCCUCACCCAGAAAUUGAGCUGGAACCUUGUCAAUACUUUUCCACACAACACAUUCUUUUGGGAAGGCAUCGAUGGCUCACAAGUCCUCACUCAUUUCCCGCCUGGGAACUCUUAUGAGAUGAAGGGGAAAGUCGAGGACUUAACAAACACAGUGAAGAACAACAAGGACAAAGGACGGGCCAAUCACAGCGCAGCGCUCUUUGGAUUUGGAGAUGGAGGCGGUGGUCCCACACAGCUCAUGCUGGACCGCCUCCAGCGGGUACAGGACUCAGAUGGCCUGCCAAAGGUCAAGAUGUCUAGUCCAGACAAGCUUUUCUCAGAGCUGAAAGCUGACUCAGGCCUGCUGUGCACCUGGGUCGGUGAACUCUUCCUUGAGCUCCAUAACGGCACGUACACCACGCAGGCCAAGAUUAAAAAGGGGAAUCGAGAGAGUGAAGUGUUACUCCAUGAUGUGGAGGUAGCAAGCUGUUUGGCUCUGUGCAAGAGUCAGGCUUUCUCUUACCCUUCCCAGAGACUACAAGAGCUGUGGAGGCUACUUCUCCUGAAUCAAUUCCAUGAUGUGCUUCCUGGCAGCUGUAUUGAGAUGGUGGUAGAUGAUGCUCUUGAAUAUUAUCAAGAGAUCCAGAAGAGUGGGAUGGGGCUCUUGCAGGCUGCCUGUGUGGCAUUGCUGAGUCAAGGCUCCGGUACAGCAGUGCUCAACACGCUGCCAUGGGACCGCACCGAGGUCGUUUCAUUAUCAGAGGAGAACACUCAGCCGAGACUGGUGUUGGUAAAAGCCCCGAGUGUGGGAAUAGGGUGUAUUUCAGACUCCGUCCAGCCUGUAUCCCCGGUGUCUGUGACAGUGCAGCCUGACGGAACCAUCCGGAUGGAGAAUGGGAUAUUGCAGGCUGUUAUUGACAAAAUGGGAUGCCUAAUGUCCCUGCUUUUAAUGGAAAAAAACAAGGAAACUAUAUCUGAGGGCUGCCUGGGGAAUCAGUUUGUUUUAUUUGAUGAUGUCCCACUGUACUGGGAUGCCUGGGACGUGAUGGAUUACCAUCUUCAGACCAGGAAACCAGUCGUGGAUGUGGUCCAGCCCACUAAGGUUGUGUGUUCAGGUGGACUUCGGGGCAGUGUCACCUUUACACUCAGGAUCAGUGGAAAGAGCACAGUCACACAGGAGAUCAUUCUGGAUGCCAACUGUCCCUACAUCAAGUUCAGCACACAGGUGGAUUGGACAGAAGCUCACAAGUUCCUUAAAGUUGAGUUCCCAGUCCGAGUACGCAGCCCAAAUGCCACUUACGAGAUCCAGUUUGGCCACGUUCAACGACCCACUCACAGAAACACCUCCUGGGACUGGGCCCGUUUUGAGGUCUGGGGGCACAAGUGGGCUGAUUUGUCAGAGCAUGGCUUUGGAGUGGCUCUUCUAAAUAACAGCAAAUAUGGCUACUCCAUUCACCAGAACACCCUGACGCUCUCCCUGCUGCGUGCCCCCAAAGCCCCAGACGCCAAUGCCGACAUGGGACAUCAGCACUUCACCUACGCAAUCAUGCCACAUUCAGGCUCUUUUCAGGAUGCAGCGGUCAUUCAGUCUGCCUACAACCUCAACUUUCCUCUUCGGCUCAUCCCAAAUGUCAGCCUGAGCGAUCCAUGGAGUGCGUUUUCUGUCAGUUCAACAGCAGUUAUCCUGGAAACUGUAAAACAGGCUGAGGGGAGGAAAAAUGCAUUGGUUGUUCGGCUGUACGAAGCUCACGGGAGCACUGGUGCUGUUAUUUUGACCACCACUCUCCCUGUCCAUGAAGCUUGGCACUGUGAUUUACUGGAGCGUGCUAAUCCCGAUCUUCCAGCACCAAUCACAGCCUCUGGGAUCAAUUUGAAUUUCAAACCAUUCCAAAUUGUAUCACUCCUCCUUUUCCUGAAGUGA
Molecule: messenger RNA, 3075 nt
Organism: Chanos chanos (milkfish)
Lineage: Eukaryota; Metazoa; Chordata; Actinopteri; Gonorynchiformes; Chanidae
Gene: man2c1
Product: mannosidase, alpha, class 2C, member 1
Exons: 26
Coding region: 1-3075 (1024 amino acids)
Biological process (GO): oligosaccharide catabolic process; mannose metabolic process
Molecular function (GO): alpha-mannosidase activity; carbohydrate binding
Source: RefSeq, a predicted model, not a curated record